GUCAAGGAGCGGACUCGUCAGUGGGACCAGUACGUCGCGGACAUGAAGGCGACGCUCCGCAAGGAGCAGCUCCGCUACCAGAAGGACCAGCAGAGGCUGCAAGGGGACAUGGACAAGGCCCUCGCAGCCCAGGCGGAAGCCAGGGAAGAGCUGACCAGGGUCUCUAUGCAGGGACGUGCAGAGACCGAGCGGCCAGCUCCCACAAGAGAUGUCGAGGACGAAUGGGACCGAAGGAUGCGAGACUGGCAGGCCGAAGGCAUGGACGGUGGUGCGGACGGUAUCCUGACCAGGGCGCUCAUGGCAACCGGACGUCCACCAGUUGCCGCCGACGAAGUGGCGGCGGCAGAAUGGCGCAGACGUGUGUAUGGGCUCCAUCCUCAAGAGGAUGGCCACCCUUUGCCGAGUGGGCCCAGUGCACCGCCGACCUACGUGGACAGGGAAAUACCAAUGGGCGGACUACCUGCACAGACGGAGGCCCCACCGCCGCCAGUUCACACCGAGCCCAGAGGAGAUGUGACGAUGCCGGACUUGCCAUCCCGGCCACCGUAUGUGAGCUCUCCGGGGGCUCCAGGCUUGGUGGCAGGAUCCCCGGCAUCCAAAGCCAAAGCCGGUAUCCCCGCGCAUCGCGCUCCAGUGAAGGCCAGGACACCGCCGGCGACUACCCGCCCAGCAGGCCCGACACUCGACGAGAAGCUCGACGCGAGGAGGGCUCACGCGGGCUUGAGGCUGCAGGAGGAGCCGUGCCCACAUGCGACAGAGGCCACGGCCUCUGCAAAUCAUCCAGCACCGACGGGCCCUGGCCCCGGUGCUAUAGCCCUCGUGGACGACGAUCAAGAGGUUCUUGGAGCAGCCUCUCCUGGCUUCCACCAGAUCGACACCUGA
Molecule: messenger RNA, 882 nt
Organism: Symbiodinium sp. CCMP2456
Lineage: Eukaryota; Dinophyceae; Suessiales; Symbiodiniaceae
Source: the annotation of a GenBank genome assembly